This is a messenger RNA of Dothidotthia symphoricarpi CBS 119687, 876 nucleotides long. RefSeq lists its product as uncharacterized. Bases 277 to 504 code for a protein of 75 amino acids. NCBI's taxonomy places the organism in Eukaryota, Fungi, Ascomycota, Dothideomycetes, Pleosporales, Dothidotthiaceae. The record is from RefSeq and is a predicted model, not a curated record. The transcript is spliced from 3 exons.
GCCGCGAUUGGAUCAUCAGAUGCAAGUUCUUCUGCAAUGAUUGACUCCAUAUUGUGUUGGUCGAGAAACCUCGCAAUGCAGCCAUGUUUCUUCUUCAAAUAUCAGACUUGACACGAUCUCAGCUGGCAGGUCUUGAGGCGCACUCAGAAUGCCAAUCAGACUGACCAAGCUGCUGGGAGUCCCAGUUGGGGUGCGUUACGUAGUUGCGACCGCUUGUUGCGCAGAGCGCUGCUGCGAUUGUUUUCUGUGAGCAAAACGCGAGGAGAUCAUCUCAGGAUGCGAUUCACCUGGAUCGCGAAACAGCUCAUUCCCCCUAUCCCUUGCUUCAGAAUUGUUUUGUCCUUCCACCCACGCAGCUCUCCGCUCAAAGACGCUUCAAGGCUCUUCUUGAUCGCGCUCCAAGCAGUUACUCCGGCAGUCGCACCUUUUACACCUGUCAAAUGCUGCAGUGCCUCGAUAUCGCUUGUUGGACAAAACUACUCAUUCUUGCGAGAGACCGUCUGAGCCUGCUGUGCUAAACACCAUACUGGAGUCCAAUUUCUUGACGUCACCUGACAGCCACUCCUCAGGGUGCAACAGCAGCCUCGUCCCUUCGCAACUAGUCCACUGGAACGAAGGAUUUGCGAUGUGGAUAAUACCCGCACCUCCAGAGCAUGUAACGAGGUGUGGUUCGUGCUUGUCUGGUCACCCGUCGGUGCCAAAAUACUUCGGCUAGCCUGUAACCUCGAUAAUUGAGUAAUGUGGCGCUCAGGUGGAAUCGUACUCGGUGAGGUCCUGCGCCGAGGAUAGGGAGAGAGCUUUCUACGAAGUGGGUGCGUGGGUGAAGGCGCGGAUUGUCUCAGGACAGUACAAUUGAAAAGUACAGUUAGAGAUCAA